GGGAGGAAAGUAUUUCCCCAUCGCUCAGGAAUGAGGCCCCACAGUCUGUGGUCGGGGCUGAGAGAUGGGCUCACAGAGAGUCGACAUUCUCCUCGUGUUCCUCCUGCGGGAAGAGGAGGCAGUGAGUCCCCGGUCCCCACCCCAUCCCACCUCCUCCCAGAGGUGCGAUGUGGCUCAGAUUUAAAACCCCAGAAUAUCGACUGGCAGAUGUCUGCCAAUCGGCAAGCGCAUAGCACAGACAAUUACAACAGCCAGGAGCUCAUCUUGCGACGAGGUCAACCGUUCAGUUUCUCAUUGACCCUCAACCGAGUUCUUAGAUCUGGAGAAAGUCUGGGGUUCAUAGUCUCCACAGGGCCCUCCCCCUCAGAAUCAGCCAAGACGAGGGCUGUGUUUUCACUCUCCAGUGGGACAAGUGGUGGCAGCUGGUAUGCACAGCUCAUGUCCCAGAGGGAGAAUACUCUGAACAUCUCCAUCUCCAGUCCUGCCAAUGCACCCAUAGGGUGGUACACGCUGAACCUUCAGGUCUUCACCCAGGGCAACAACUUUACUCUGAAACUUGGGAUGUUAAUACUGCUCUUUAACCCCUGGUCACAAGCGGAUAGUGUCUUUAUGAAUAGCCAAGCUGAGAGACAGGAGUAUGUUCUGGAAGAUUCCGGCGCCAUAUUUGUGGGAAGCACAAAUCGAAUUAGCAUGAUUGGCUGGAACUUCGGACAGUUUGAAGGAGACAUUCUGAACAUUUGCCUCGCGAUCCUGGAUAGCAGUCUGAAUUUCCGCCGUGACCCUGCUCAUGACGUGGCCCGCAGAGGUGACCCCAAGUAUGUCGGCCGCGUGCUGAGUGCAAUGGUCAAUAGCAAUGAUGACAACGGUGUGAUAGCUGGGAACUGGAGUGGCAGCUACACCGGUGGCCGGGACCCCAGGAACUGGAACGGCAGUGUGGAGAUCCUCAAGGAGUGGAAGAAAUCUGGCUUCAGGCCAGUCCGAUUCGGCCAGUGCUGGGUCUUUGCUGGGACCCUCAACACAGUGAUGCGGUGUUUUGGGAUUCCCGCCCGGGUGAUCACCAACUUCAACUCAGCUCAUGACACAGACAGAAACCUCAGCGUGGAUGUGUUCUACGACCCCAUGGGAAACCCCCUGGAAAAAGGCAGUGAUAGCGUUUGGAAUUUCCACGUCUGGAAUGAAGGCUGGUUUGUGCGGAAUGACCUGGGCCCCUCGUACAAUGGAUGGCAGGUUCUGGACGCCACCCCCCAGGAGAGGAGUCAAGGGGUGUUCCAGUGCGGCCCCGCUUCGGUGGCAGCUGUCCGAGAGGGCGAUGUGAACCUGGACUUCGACAUGCCCUUCAUCUUUGCGGAGGUUAAUGCCGACCGCAUCACCUGGAUCUACGAUGCCCGCCGCAACACCCAGAAGCAGAAUUCCUCAGACACAAACACCAUUGGCAGAUACAUCAGCACGAAGGCGGUGGGCAGCUACUCUCGCAUGGAUGUCACCGAAAAGUACAAGUACCCAGAAGGUAGGAGGGGCGCUGGUGGGGCUGUGCCACUCGGGGCCUGAGGGUGGGAAGACGGC
Molecule: messenger RNA, 1563 nt
Organism: Myotis lucifugus (little brown bat)
Lineage: Eukaryota; Metazoa; Chordata; Mammalia; Chiroptera; Vespertilionidae
Gene: TGM3
Product: transglutaminase 3
Exons: 9
Coding region: 31-1548 (505 amino acids)
Biological process (GO): peptide cross-linking
Molecular function (GO): protein-glutamine gamma-glutamyltransferase activity
Source: RefSeq, a predicted model, not a curated record